Bactrocera neohumeralis is the source of this 2553-nucleotide messenger RNA. Its product is annotated as glycerophosphodiester phosphodiesterase 1. The coding region runs from base 425 to 1447 and encodes 340 amino acids. Lineage: Eukaryota; Metazoa; Arthropoda; Insecta; Diptera; Tephritidae. The transcript has 6 exons. The record is from RefSeq and is a predicted model, not a curated record. Gene Ontology annotation, biological process: lipid metabolic process. Gene Ontology annotation, molecular function: phosphoric diester hydrolase activity.
UAUUAGACCCUUUUGAUUUGUCUAUCUUUAAGAUAUUUAGUUCUUAUUAGUAAAUUUGCCUAACGAACAACAACAAAGUUGAAUGAUUAGAGAAUAAGGUCAUUUAUGUCUACCAACCAGGGUGUGUAUUGUGUAGAAACCGGCUAAUAGUGGAAUGUCCUGGCAACAGAAAUUAACAGUUACUUUGGAGCUGUGAACGGAUUUUAAAGGUUGACAAGUUUUUUUGAAUUCGAGGGUGGGAAUAGCAAUUUAAGUACAACGUGUCGAAAGGGAAUACUGUGCAAUAAAUUAGCAGGAAGUUGAAAGGAGGUAAUAGAAAUUGCUAACAACUACGAUCGACUAGUGCGAGUGGGAGUGGCAAAUAAACUUGUGCCACAAUUUUGGAUACAGUUUGGCAAACUUAAGUUUUACGUGUACCAGCUGAAUGAGAAUCCUGAACGUAUUGUGGACGCUGCUGAAAAUGCUCUACCAACUGUUAUGGUGUUCGGCGCGACUACUUUCCCUGCUCUUUAAUAUUUUUUGGUUUGCCUGCAAUCUUGCCUCGGCCUGUAUCCCCUGGAUGACGUUGGUGUUGAUGGUCGCUUGUGUGGGUUCUAAGUUCGCUAAAUUACGUAGUCCGGAUGAAAAACGAUUGCUUAGAUUACUUGGCGGUUGUGCACCGGAAGAACUAACUUACUGGCCUAUAGCUAACCGCGGUGCGGGUUAUGAUGCUCCCGAAAACUCCAGAGCAGCAAUCAAAAAGUGUGUCGCACGUGGCUAUCGAAACAUACUGCUGGAGGCCAGUUUGACAGCGUGUGGUGAAAUAGUGAUAGUAAAUCGCACAACUUUAGAACGAGCCGGAUUGUUAGGUGGUAUUGCACAAUAUACAUUGGACGAAUUACGCAAAUUGAAUAUAACAGAGCUACAUCCUUUAGGCUCACAAUUUGAAGCUGAACAAAUACUUACGCUUAAAGAAUUAUUGCUAAUUUUGGAGGAAGAACACCGCAUAACUAUAUUUUUACACAUUUUGGACAACAGUGUACGCAUGUUGGAACAGUUGAGAGCUGCAAUCAAAUCUAAUGCACAAUUCACAUCACGCACAAUACUCAUUAGUCGUUCACCAUACGCUAUUUAUCAGUUACGUAAAUCACGACCGGAAUUGAUUUGCGGACUCUGGACGGAGAAAUCGCUUUCAUUGGCACUUUUGAAGGCGUCAACACUCAUAACAUCGAUUUAUGGCGCUUUUUUUCGUAAUAUCAUUGCGCCUGUAAUCGGAAUUAGUGUUGUUUUUGUCAACAAGGAAGAAUUCAAUCUUCACAUUGCUGAGUUAUGGCGGAACGUAGGUGUUCGUCCACUAGUAUAUAAUGUAAAUUCACCCAACGAGAAACGCUAUUUUCAAAAGACGAUGAAAACCCAAUAUUUAACCGAUUCUUUACGCUCUGAACCUCAUCUGCUAAUGAAAGCUUAAUUCAAAUUAUUGACUUUCCAUGUGUACAUGAAACUUUUGUACAUACAAAAGUAUUUUUAUUAUUAUUUUUCUUCAUACCUGCUUGAAGAAGUAGAGUCCACACCGUCCCUACAAUUUUAUAUUGCACCUAUAUAAAUAUUAUAAGUGUGUUUUUACAAAUACUUUGCUGCCAUCACAAAAUUGAUGCACAUAUUGACUUGGCAUUUAGAUUAGCCAUUCUUACUUAUUUCAUCAUUAAUUUUAUCAAAGUUAAUUAUUUUUAUGCUGCAAAUCCGCUUAUUUCUACAUAAAGCCAUCACAUAAGAAGCUGUAAAGUAUUGCGUACAAACUAUUUUUUUUAAUAAAACGAACGAAAAAAUAUUAAAUUAAAGAAAUAUAAUAACUGCGAAUAAUUAGCAUUAUAAACAUAAAUCCAAAUAAAUGUAGAUAUAUCGGCUUUUUUAGUUAAUAUUUGCGGUAUUUAUUUUUUUUAACGAAACUUUACGAAAUUUGUAUAUUUGAUUAUUUAAUUUUCUAUAAAUUUUAAUUUGCAAAUAUUUAUCUGUUAUCAUUUCUUUGUAACCGAUAAAACUAAGCACAAUGAUUAUUUUCUGUACUAAAUUCGUACAACAGCGGUGAUAUACCUCAUGUUUGAAGAAUCACAAUUUUAUAAUAUACGUUUUUAAUUAAUAAUUUAUUUUAUACAAUUUGCAUCCACUAUGUAUGUGUAUACCGUUUCUCAAUUACUUUUUUAUUAUAUGCAUCUGUCUGCAUAUGCAUUUAUGUAUACAUUUUUAAUUGUAAAUUGUAUUAUUUAUUUUAUUGUUUUUUCUAUUAUUAUAUUUGUUAUAUAAUUUAUAUUAGUUAAGUAUUUUUUUUUUAAUUUAGUAUUCAAUGAUUUAUGCAUAUUUUAUUUGCGACUUUUUCGAAUGCACAAAACCAACAGAAGCUUCAAAAAUAUUUUGCCACUGUUAAAUAAUUUACAUAUAUACUUUUCAUUUAUGUAUGUCUAGUUAUACCAAAAAUUUGUAUGUAAGUUCAAUCACGUGUGGUAUGUAAUUAAAUAUUUGUAUGUAAGUCCCUAUAUGUAAAAGAAGCUAUUAAGUAAUAAAGAUAAUACAUUUUUA